Molecule: messenger RNA, 1227 nt
Organism: Ogataea philodendri
Lineage: Eukaryota; Fungi; Ascomycota; Pichiomycetes; Pichiales; Pichiaceae
Exons: 1
Coding region: 1-1227 (408 amino acids)
Biological process (GO): isocitrate metabolic process
Cellular component (GO): mitochondrion
Molecular function (GO): NAD binding; isocitrate dehydrogenase (NADP+) activity; magnesium ion binding
Source: RefSeq, a predicted model, not a curated record
AUGACCAAAAUCAAAGUAAAGACUCCCGUUGUGGAGAUGGAUGGUGACGAAAUGACCAGAAUCAUCUGGGAUCUUAUCAAGAAGCAGUUGAUUCUCCCCUUCUUGGACAUUGAUCUCAAAUAUUAUGAUCUUGGUAUCGAGUAUAGAGAUUCAACUUCUGAUCACGUGACCAUGGAAUCGGCCUUGGCAACGCAAAAAUACGGGGUAGCCGUCAAAUGUGCCACGAUCACGCCGGACGAGGCUCGUGUUGAGGAGUUUGGUCUGAAGAAGAUGUGGCUGUCGCCUAACGGUACCAUUAGAAACGUUCUUGGUGGAACUGUUUUUAGAGAGCCAAUUAUUAUUGACAAUAUUCCUCGUAUUAUUCCUCAUUGGGAUAAAGCAAUCAUUAUUGGAAGACAUGCUUUUGGAGACCAGUACAAGUGUGAGAACAUCGUCACUCCAGAAUGUGGCGGUGAGCUGAAGAUCGUGUUCACUCCGAAGGAUGGCUCCCCGACCAUCGAGGUUCCGGUGUACAAUUACGAAGGUAAAGGCUGUGCCUUGGCCAUGUAUAAUACGGAAGAGUCUAUCAAAGGAUUUGCAGUUGCCUCAUUCCAGUUGGCAAUCGACCGCAAGCUCCCGCUUUACAUGUCUACCAAAAAUACAAUUUUGAAGCAAUACGAUGGGCUCUUCAAAGACACAUUCCAGAGAAUUUACGAGGCCGACUACAAGGAUAAGUUUGAGAAGUUAGGAAUCUGGUACGAACACCGGCUCAUCGAUGAUAUGGUUGCACAGAUGGUUAAAUCCAAAGGAGGUUUCAUCAUUGCUAUGAAGAACUACGAUGGAGACGUUGAGUCCGACAUUGUGGCUCAAGGGUUUGGCUCUUUGGGUCUGAUGACCUCAGUUCUGGUUUCUGCAGAUGGUAAGUCUUUUGAAUCUGAGGCAGCCCAUGGAACAGUCACCAGACACUUCAGACAGCACCAGCAAGGAAAGGAAACUUCUACAAACUCGAUUGCCUCUAUUUUUGCUUGGACUAGAGGUCUCAGUAAAAGAGGAGAGCUGGAUGGAACGCCAGAAGUUACCGACUUUGCCAAUACAUUAGAAAAGGCCACUAUCGAAACUGUGAAAGGCGGCAUCAUGACAAAGGACCUUGCACUAGCCAGAGGCGAGACUGCUCGGUCCUCCUACGUCACCACCGAGGAAUUCAUUGAUGCGGUUGCAAACAAUCUGCAAAAACUGUUGGUCACGUGA